Messenger RNA from Zygosaccharomyces rouxii, 2349 nucleotides. It is a transcript of the gene LEU1, whose product is annotated as 3-isopropylmalate dehydratase LEU1. The coding region runs from base 1 to 2349 and encodes 782 amino acids. The record is from RefSeq and is a predicted model, not a curated record. Gene Ontology annotation, molecular function: 4 iron, 4 sulfur cluster binding; 3-isopropylmalate dehydratase activity. The transcript has a single exon. NCBI's taxonomy places the organism in Eukaryota, Fungi, Ascomycota, Saccharomycetes, Saccharomycetales, Saccharomycetaceae. Gene Ontology annotation, cellular component: 3-isopropylmalate dehydratase complex. Gene Ontology annotation, biological process: L-leucine biosynthetic process.
AUGUCCUACGUUUCGACUAAAGGUCCAAGGACCUUAUAUGAUAAAGUGUUUGAUGCACAUGUUGUGAAAAGAGAUUCAUCUGGAUCAUGCUUACUUUAUAUUGACAGACAUUUGGUUCAUGAAGUUACCUCUCCACAGGCUUUUGAAGGUUUGAGGAAUGCUGGAAGAAAAGUGAGAAGAACUGAUUGUACUUUAGCAACGGUUGACCAUAAUAUCCCAACUGCCUCGAGAAAGACCUACAAAUCUACAGCUACUUUUAUCGAUCAGGCUGAUUCUCGUCUUCAAGUGCAGACCCUUGAGCAAAAUGUUAAAGAUUUUGAUGUGGCUUUUUUUGGUAUGGCUGAAAAUAGACAAGGUAUUGUUCAUGUCAUUGGUCCUGAACAAGGUUUCACUCUACCUGGUACUACUGUGGUUUGUGGUGAUUCUCAUACUUCUACCCAUGGUGCAUUUGGUGCUCUAGCUUUUGGUAUUGGUACCUCCGAAGUCGAACAUGUUUUGGCUACUCAAACAAUUAUCCAAUCUAAAUCUAAAAACAUGAGAAUUAUGGUUAAAGGUGAUUUGACUCCAGGUGUCACCUCUAAGGAUUUGAUGUUACACAUUAUUGGUGUGAUUGGUACCGCCGGGGGUACUGGAUCCGUCAUGGAAUUUGCUGGUAAGGCCAUUGAAGAUUUAUCCAUGGAAGCACGUAUGUCUAUGUGUAACAUGUCCAUCGAAGCGGGUGCUAGAGCUGGUAUGAUCAAACCAGAUGAGACAACCUUUAACUACGUGAAGAACAAACCAUUGGCACCAAAGGGUGCUGAAUGGGACAAGGCUGUUGCCUACUGGAAGACUUUGCAUACCGAUGAGGGAGCAAAAUUUGAUCAUGAAGUGAUCAUCAAUGCCGCCGACAUUGUUCCUACAAUCACAUGGGGUACCUCUCCACAAGAUGCCUUGCCUAUUACUGCUUCUGUUCCUGAUCCAGCUGAAGCCAAUGAUCCUAUCAUAAAAUCCGGUAUGGAGAGAGCUCUUGCCUACAUGGGAUUGACCCCAAAAACUCCUCUGAAGGACAUCAAGAUUGACAAGGUAUUUAUUGGCUCUUGUACCAACUCUCGUAUUGAAGAUUUGAGAAAUGCAGCCGCAGUGGUCAAGGGUUACAAGAUUGCUGAUAAUAUCAAGAGAGCUAUGGUGGUUCCAGGAUCUGGUCUAGUCAAGAGUCAAGCUGAAAAGGAAGGUUUAGAUCAAAUCUUCAAGGAGGCUGGUUUUGAAUGGAGAGAGGCUGGUUGUUCCAUGUGUCUUGGUAUGAACCCUGAUAUCUUGAGUCCAGAAGAACGUUGUGCUUCUACCUCUAACAGAAAUUUCGAAGGUCGUCAAGGUGCUAAGUCUCGUACUCAUUUGAUGUCACCAGCCAUGGCUGCUGCAGCUGGUAUUGCAGGUCAUUUCAUGGACAUUAGAGAAUUCAAAUACAAGAAUGGUGAUGUGCCAAAGGUUUCCAUUGGUCAAGAAGAAGAAGACAGGAAAUUGCAAGAUGCUGUCUAUGCUCAUGAGGAGGAAGUGCUACAACCUAACGAUCUCUCCGAAUCAAUGGCAGAGGAAGAAGUUGAUGAUAUUCCAGUUAAUGAACCUGAACGUAAGAUUGUGAAGCCCAAUGGAAGCUCUGCUCCUCCAGCUGGGUUGCCACCAUUUUUGACGUUGGAAGGUAUUGCAGCACCAUUGGAAAAGGCUAACGUUGAUACCGAUGCUAUCAUUCCAAAGCAAUUCUUGAAAACCAUCAAGAGGACUGGUCUUUCUGCCGGUUUAUUUUACGAAUGGCGUUUCGUUAAGGAUGCUGAAGGUAAAGAGCAAGCUACUGAUUUCGUCUUAAACGUGGAUCCAUACAAGCAAGCCAAAAUUUUGGUGGUCACUGGUGAUAAUUUCGGUUGUGGUUCUUCCAGAGAACAUGCGCCAUGGGCUUUAAACGACUUUGGUAUUAAAUGUAUCAUUGCGCCUUCAUUUGGUGAUAUCUUUUACAAUAACAGUUUUAAGAAUGGUAUGUUGCCUAUCAGAGUGGACCAACAAGUUAUCGUGAACAAAUUGUGUCCGUUGGCCAAAGAAGGUAAGCAAUUGGUAGUCGAUUUGCCAAAGCAGCAAAUCUUGUCAUCUGAUGGUGAGGUUUUGGUCGAUCAUUUCGAUGUGGAAGAAUUUAGAAAGCACUGUUUGGUCAAUGGUUUGGAUGAUAUUGGCCUAACUUUACAAAACGAAUCUGACAUUUCCAAGUAUGAAACUCUACGUAGAGACAAAUUCUCUUUCUUGGAAGGUGGUUCCUCUAAAUUGAUUAAACCAGUGAGAGGUACUAAGAAGAGUCCAUUUGGUAACAAGGCUCAAGAAUGGUAA